Molecule: messenger RNA, 3408 nt
Organism: Zea mays
Lineage: Eukaryota; Viridiplantae; Streptophyta; Magnoliopsida; Poales; Poaceae
Product: phytochromeC2
Exons: 4
Coding region: 1-3408 (1135 amino acids)
Biological process (GO): protein-tetrapyrrole linkage; red, far-red light phototransduction; regulation of DNA-templated transcription
Molecular function (GO): photoreceptor activity; protein homodimerization activity; phosphorelay sensor kinase activity
Source: RefSeq, marked provisional
AUGUCGUCGCCGUCGAACAACCGUGGGACGUGCUCCCGGAGCAGCUCUGCGCGGUCCAAGCACAGCGCGCGGGUGGUGGCGCAGACGCCCGUGGACGCGCAGCUGCACGCCGAUUUCGAGGGCUCCCAGCGCCACUUCGACUACUCAUCCUCGGUGGGCGCCGCCAACCGCCCGUCGGCCAGCACGAGCACCGUCUCCACCUACCUCCAGAACAUGCAGCGGGGCCGCUACAUCCAGCCCUUCGGCUGCCUGCUCGCCGUCCACCCGGACACCUUCGCGCUGCUCGCCUACAGCGAGAACGCGCCGGAGAUGCUCGACCUCACGCCACACGCGGUCCCAACCAUCGACCAGCGGGACGCGCUCACCAUCGGCGCCGACGUGCGCACGCUCUUCCGCUCGCAGAGCUCCGUCGCGCUUCACAAGGCCGCCACCUUCGGGGAGGUCAACCUGCUCAACCCCAUCCUCGUGCACGCCAGGACGUCGGGGAAGCCCUUCUACGCCAUAUUGCACCGGAUCGACGUCGGCCUUGUCAUCGACCUUGAGCCGUUCAACCCAGCAGACGUGCCAGUCACGGCCGCGGGCGCGCUUAAGUCGUACAAGCUCGCCGCCAAGGCCAUCUCCAGGCUGCAGUCGCUGCCCAGCGGGAACCUGUCGUUGCUGUGCGAUGUGCUUGUCCGUGAGGUGAGCGAGCUCACGGGCUAUGACCGGGUCAUGGCGUACAAGUUCCAUGAGGAUGAGCACGGUGAGGUCAUUUCUGAGUGCAGGAGGUCCGAUCUGGAGCCGUAUCUUGGCCUGCACUACCCAGCCACCGACAUCCCGCAGGCGUCCAGGUUUCUGUUUAUGAAGAACAAAAUGCGGAUGAUAUGUGAUUUCUCUGCCACUCCAGUGCUGAUCAUUCAGGAUGGCAGCCUUGCACAGCCCGUCAGCCUCUGUGGUUCUACCCUCAGGGCUUCCCAUGGUUGCCAUGCACAGUACAUGGCAAACAUGGGUUCUGUUGCAUCGCUUGUGAUGUCAGUCACUAUAAACGACGAUGAGGAGGAAGAUGGGGAUACCGACAGUGACCAACAACCGAAAGGCAGGAAGCUGUGGGGGCUGGUCGUCUGCCAUCAUACAAGCCCGAGGUUUGUCCCUUUCCCGCUAAGGUACGCUUGCGAGUUUCUCUUGCAAGUAUUUGGCAUACAGCUCAGCAAGGAGGUGGAACUGGCUGCUCAGGCAAAGGAGAGGCACAUCCUCAGAACGCAAACCCUUCUUUGUGAUAUGCUCCUGCGGGAUGCUCUUGUUGGGAUAUUUACCCAGUCACCUAAUGUGAUGGAUCUAGUAAAGUGCGAUGGAGCUGCAUUGUAUUAUCAGAACCAGGUUUUGGUGCUCGGAUCAACACCGUCCGAGUCAGAGAUUAAGAGCAUUGCCACAUGGCUGCAGGAGAACCAUGAUGGUUCAACUGGGCUGAGUACUGACAGCUUAGUGGAAGCGGGUUAUCCUGGUGCUGCUGCACUCCGUGAAGUCGUGUGUGGCAUGGUGGCCAUUAAGAUCUCUUCCAAAAAUUUUAUCUUCUGGUUCCGAUCACACACAACAAAGGAGAUCAAGUGGAGUGGGGCUAAGCAUGAACCGUUUGACGCAGAUGACAAUGGCAGGAAGAUGCAUCCACGAUCUUCAUUCAAGGCCUUCUUGGAGGUGGUUAAAUGGAGAAGUGUUCCCUGGGAGGAUGUUGAAAUGGAUGCUAUCCAUUCUUUGCAGUUAAUAUUACGUGACUCCCUGCAAGGUGAAGAUGCCAACAGAAACAACAUCAGGUCCAUUGUAAAAGCUCCAUCUGAUGAUAUGAAGAAGUUACAGGGGCUACUUGAACUAAGAACAGUUACAAACGAGAUGGUCCGCUUAAUUGAGACAGCAACUGCCCCUGUCUUGGCUGUUGACAUUGCCGGUAACAUAAAUGGAUGGAACAAAAAAGCUGCAGAACUAACAGGGUUACCUGUAAUGGAAGCCAUAGGGAGGCCUCUGAUAGAUCUUGUUGUUGCUGAUUCUGUUGAAGUGGUUAAGCAGAUUUUGGACUCAGCUUUACAAGGAAUUGAAGAGCAAAAUCUGGAAAUCAAGCUUAAAACAUUCCAUGAACAGGAGUGUUGUGGUCCAGUUAUCUUGAUGAUUAACUCCUGCUGUAGUCGGGAUCUUUCAGAGAAAGUCAUUGGAGUUUGCUUUGUAGCACAAGAUUUGACCAGGCAGAAGAUGAUUAUGGAUAAGUAUACUAGGAUACAAGGAGACUAUGUUGCCAUAAUAAAGAACCCCAGUGAGCUCAUCCCUCCCAUAUUUAUGAUCAAUGAUCUUGGUUCCUGCUUAGAGUGGAAUAAAGCUAUGCAGAAGAUUACUGGUAUGAAGAGGGAAGACGCGAUAAAUAAGUUGUUAAUUGGGGAGGUCUUCACGCUCCAUGAUUAUGGCUGUAGGGUGAAAGAUCAUGCUACUCUAACGAAACUUAGCAUACUGAUGAAUGCAGUGAUUUCUGGUCAGGAUCCAGAGAAGCUCCUGUUUGGUUUCUUCGGCACAGGUGGGAAGUAUAUUGAAUCCUUGCUGACAGUGAACAAGAGAACAAAUGCUGAGGGUAAAAUCACUGGCGCUCUUUGCUUUCUGCAUGUGGCUAGCCCAGAGCUUCAGCAUGCUCUUGAGGUCCAGAAAAUGUCUGAACAAGCUGCUACAAACAGCUUUAAAGAAUUAACUUACAUUCGUCAAGAAUUAAGGAACCCACUCAAUGGCAUGCAAUUUACUUAUAACUUAUUGAAGCCUUCCGAAUUGACAGAGGAUCAGCGGCAACUUGUUUCAUCUAAUGUUCUGUGUCAGGACCAGCUGAAAAAGAUUUUACAUGACACUGAUCUUGAAAGCAUUGAACAGUGCUAUAUGGAGACGAACACAGUAGAGUUCAACCUUGAGGAAGCUCUGAAUACGGUCCUGAUGCAAGGCAUUCCUUUGGGCAAGGAAAAACGUAUUUCUAUUGAACGUGAUUGGCCUGUGGAAGUGUCACACAUGUACAUUUACGGGGACAAUAUAAGGCUUCAGCAGGUCCUAGCAGAUUAUCUGGCUUGCGCCCUUCAAUUCACACAACCAGCUGAAGGACAUAUCGUGCUCCAGGUCAUUCCCAAGAAGGAAAACAUUGGGUCUGGCAUGCAGAUUGCUCAUUUGGAAUUCAGGAUUGUCCAUCCAGCUCCAGGCGUUCCAGAGGCCCUGAUACAGGAGAUGUUCCAGCACAACCCAGGGGUGUCCAGGGAGGGUCUCGGCCUGUACAUAAGCCAGAAGCUGGUGAAAACGAUGAGCGGCACGUUGCAGUACCUACGAGAAGCCGACACCUCUUCGUUCAUCAUCCUGAUAGAGUUCCCGGUCGCCCAGCUCAGCAGCAAGCGGUCCAAGCCUUCGCCAAGUAAAUUCUGA